AUGUCAGGAGCUAGCAUGAAACACUAUUUUGAACUGCUACCUGUUCAGUUGAAGAAUUUUUUCAAGAAAUAUCCACCAAAUGUUAAGUAUAGUGAUAAGCCAACGUUGAUUACAGCCAUGGAUGCCAAUCCAUUUCUUCCAAAUAAGAAUCCUGCAACGGGAAAAUACCAUGAACCUAAGUACUCUUUGAGAAGGAUGAGUGAUCUAUACAAGCUGGCGUACAGUUAUGGGAUUCAAGAUCUGUUACCACCAUCGAAGAAAUUAUUCUUUGAAGAGAAAUAUGAAAACAAGAAGUUUAUGAAGGGUGUAUUGAUGCCGAAAGGUCACAAGCACGAACGUCUACUAGAAGGAAAAGUAGCCAAGAUGGAGGAGGCUAUUAAGAAUGCCGAUAAAUACAUUCUCGAAGCAAAGGGUUCCAAGUACAAAAGAAGAUUAGAAAAGAAACAAAACCAAAAUACCAGAAGUUGGUUCUAA
Messenger RNA from Kluyveromyces lactis, 474 nucleotides. It is a transcript of the gene MRPL25, whose product is annotated as mitochondrial 54S ribosomal protein mL59. The coding region runs from base 1 to 474 and encodes 157 amino acids. Gene Ontology annotation, cellular component: mitochondrial large ribosomal subunit. The record is from RefSeq and is a predicted model, not a curated record. Gene Ontology annotation, molecular function: structural constituent of ribosome. Lineage: Eukaryota; Fungi; Ascomycota; Saccharomycetes; Saccharomycetales; Saccharomycetaceae. The transcript has a single exon.